AUGGCCAAUGUAAAGGAGCGGCCGCGGGCGCGGUUUGCUCCUAUCCCCAUCGAGACCACCUUUGAGCGAUACCGCAAGACGAUCCCCCCCGGCGAGCUUACACCCAGCCCGUCCCCUCGCUCCCUGUCACCGCGGCCACGGACCCGGGAAAAGCGCAAGUUUGCUCCUCAGCUAGUUGAGUCCUCAGUGCGCCGGGCAAAACGAGCAGGCGACGAAGGCCCCGCUACAAAGCACACCGACAGGACUGAUAUUACCCCUUACACAAACCACAUCUAUGCACCGAAAACCCGCAAGCGCUUUGACCAUGGGUCACCUUCGGGGGAGCCGUCGGCACAAAAAGGGCAUGGACGGCGGGAGUCAUGCGACGACGAGAUCGCUGGCGGCGUUUUUGACCUGGUCGCCCGCGAUGCGAAGAGGAAGCUCCAGGAGGUGGCCAUGAGUGCCUUCCCCAACAGCGGGCAGAGGAUAGGCGGCGCCGAGCACUUUUACGUGCGCGAGGGCUCAGAAGAUGACGGCCCUCGAGGCAGGCCGUUGACAAGAGGGCCAUGGAACCCUCUGCAGUCCCGGAGGAACUCGUCCGAGGAGGACAUUAGUUGGGCCUUCAAGGAGAUGCAGGAGCAUGCCCAGAUGCUGCGCCGGGCAAAGUCGCGGGACCGGAUCGACACAUUGGACCUCGACAACAUGAGCAUCGACGGCCCACCAAGUGACGCCAUGGGCCUUACACGGACGCAGAGAACCUCGAUUGCCAGCUCGCCAGAAUGGCCAUCACGGCGGCCAUCCUCCAGCUCCCUCGGCCCCGUCGGGGACUCCCCCAUGCCCCUUCUCCGCGCCGAGUCCCCCCUCCCGACCAUCGGCGAGUCGACGAUGCCCUACGUACCUCCCAAAUCCCCGCCGUCCCGCCCCAUCGGCGAGAGCCACAUGCCGUACAUCCCCUCCGCCCCGGCCGGAAAAGCCGGCGACAUGCCAUAUGCACCAGCAUCCCAGAUACCCCCCGAAUCCGGCUUCGGCCGCAGUUCCCCUUUCGCCCCAUUCCCCGCCGAGCGCGACAAGUCACUUGAGCGAGCCCGCCAGCAGCACCGCCUCCGCUUGAAGGCCUCCCCGCCCAUGCUCGGGCAGGAUCUCACUUUCCGGCGAUGCCCUUCCCCCAAGCACACCAAGCUCGAGCCGGACCACCUUUGGGACGUGGCCACGGGGGCCCUCAUGGAGGACCACAACCGCGACCCGACCGAGGAGCACGGUCUCUGGCGCGGGUAUUGCUAUACGGCCGACCCGUCGGAGAAGCUCGUCCCGGCCGAGCGCCUGGCCAUGCUCUCCACCCCAGCGAGCAACCGCGAAAACGACCCUUUCUCGCCCGACUCCGAAGAGGGCCUAAGCUCCGCCCCGGUAACCUUCAGCGAGGAACCAACCUCGCUCUCGCCGGGCGGCGGGCACGGGGGGACACACUCGGUCCCCGGGGUGCCCGAGCACCGCACCAAGUCACAGGCGCCCAAGGGCCUGCACAUGCUGCAGAACCUGCAAAACCUCGACGAGAAGCUCAAGCGCGAGAAGGCCGCCGCCGACCUGGAGGAGCAGAUCGCGGCCGAGUUCGACGAGCACUUCGUGUCGCAGGUCUACAACUACCUCUCGCUCGGCUACCCGGCCACGGCGCGGCAGUACGACGGCGAGCUGGCCAAGAUCAGCCGCAUCCCCGUCGCCGAGCUGGAGAAGGGCGACCAGGCCUUCAUGGAGACCCUGUGGGGGGUGAACGGGUCGCAUGCCAACGGGCACGAUGGCGACGGCGAUGGCGAUGGCAUGGAUCUCGAUGAGGAUGGCGGGAGGGAGAGGCGGGCCGGCGCCACGGGCCACAUCAUGCUUGACAGCGAGGCUAAGGACGGCGUCAGGGAGGAGGAUCGCUGCCAGCGCUGGAAGGCUCUGAAGUUGUACAUCUACGAGUGGGCCCGCCAGCAUCCUGAUCUUAAUGCCAUCAGCCCAUCGGCCUGGGGCGUGCAGGAGCGGAGGGGCAGUUGGGGUAUUUAG
This is a messenger RNA of Chaetomium fimeti, 2016 nucleotides long. RefSeq lists its product as uncharacterized. The record is from RefSeq and is a predicted model, not a curated record. The transcript has a single exon. The coding region runs from base 1 to 2016 and encodes 671 amino acids. Lineage: Eukaryota; Fungi; Ascomycota; Sordariomycetes; Sordariales; Chaetomiaceae.